CGCGAGUCACAUGACACACAAAGCUGGGCUUUUAGUUUACUCAAGCAUUUGCUGAGUUCGUUCUUCUGCGGAUGUUGUUGUUACAACUGUAAUGAGAAAAUGUGGACGUAUAUUCUGACACUUUGUCUGAUUUUGUUUUAUUGCAGCAUAGAUGUUGAAGGGGUGUGUCAAAAUAUUGAAAUUGACACUGUGUGUGAUCAGCGGGCAUCGAAGGGCGAGUGCUACUUCAAUGUGUCUAUGGGGUGUCGAUGCGCUUUGGCGUGUCAAAGCAUCUCGUCCUGUCCAAAUCAUCCAAACGAUGGUGACACCGACUGCUUGUGUAAAAUAGCACAUAUUCUCGGCAAGUGCGGCGUGAACAAGACGGAGUGUCGACACACGUGUCACCUCAGAGACGUUGUCACAUGUGACGUUUUGGAGGCGGUGUCUGGUGCGGCGCCAUCCAAAACCACCCCCCUGUAUCUUGACAUCGUCACCUACAACUGCCUCCCAGGAUACUACGUUGUCAACGGAAGCACCGGGAAGAGAGUGUGCACCGAAAAUGGGACCUGGUUUAAACACGUGGUUGAUGGACUGCGCCAAAUUGUGAAAAGAUAUCCUGUGGUUUGAGCCCAUCAUUCGAAAACGUGACAGCAUCUCAAGGAUAUGGCGUGUUUGACGACGUCAUAUCAUACUCUUGCAACAUUGGUAACGGGCAAGUGGGCGGUAGCAAUGGCAGUAUGAGAUGCAACGAGACUGGGAGUUGGGACCCGGACGUCGUGUAUGGGAACCCGCCAUUAUGUGAUAAGAUUUCCUGUGGUUUGAGCCCAUCGUUCGAGAACGUCACUGCAUCUCAAGCAGAUGGCGUGUUCAACGACGUCAUAUCUUACUUUUGCAACAUGGGUUACGAGCAAGUGGGCGACAGUAACGGCAGUAUGAGGUGCAACGAGACGGGGAGUUGGGCCCCGGACAUGGUGUAUGGUGACCCACCAUUAUGUAAAAAGAUAUCCUGUGGUGUGAGCCCAUCAUUUGAGAACGCAACAGGAUCUCAAGCAGAUGGCGUGUUUGACGACGUCAUAUCAUACUCUUGCAACGUGGGUUACGAGCAAGUGGGCGGUAGCAACGGCAGUAUGAGGUGCAACGAGACGGGGAGUUGGCACCUGGACGUGGAGUUUGGGAACCCGCCAUUAUGUGAAAAGAUAUCCUGUGGAUUGAGCCCAUCAUUCGAGAACGUGACAGCAUCUCAAGGGGCUGGCGUGUUUGACGACGUCAUAUCAUACUCUUGCAACAUGGGUUACGUACAAGUGGGCGGAAGUAACGGCAGUAUGCGGUGCAACGAGAUGGGAAGCUGGGACCCGGACGUGGUGUAUGGUGACCCACCAUUAUGUGAAAAGAUAUCCUGUGGUUUGAGCCCAUCAUUCGAGAACGUGACAGCAUCUCAAGGGAAUGGCGUGUUUGACGACGUCAUAUCAUACUCUUGUAACUUGGGUUACGAACAAGUGGGCGGCAGUAACGGCAGUAUGAGGUGCAACGAGACGGGGAGUUGGGGCCCGGACAUGGUGUAUGGUGACCCGCCAUUAUGUGAAAAGAUAUCCUGUGGUUUGAGCCCAUCAUUCGAGAACGUGACAGCAUCUCAAGGGAAUGGCGUGUUUGAAGACGUCAUAUCGUACUCUUGCAACAUGGGUUACGUACAAGUGGGCGGCAGUAACGGCAGUAUGCGGUGCAACGAGACGGGGAGUUGGGACCCGGACGUGGUGUAUGGUGACCCGCCAUUAUGUACAAAAAUAUCCACAACCAGUGUCCUGUCAGCGUCCAGUGUCACCGUCGCCCAUAAUGCGGCGUCAACGGAGGCGUCCACCGCCACGUCGGUUGAUUCUGGUUAUUUAACCGGUGCUUCGUCAGUUGUACUCACAGAUCACUCAAGCGGCAGCAUCACUGCAUCGUUCACACCAACACCGUUCACUGCGACGCCGUUAGGGUAUACAUCUCCGUUACCGACGCUGUCCAAAAUGGUAACAUCGUCUUCAGCGACUGUACCAAAGAUAACGUCAACGCUUGAUGUGCUGUUAUCAACGUCAUAUCACAUCAACGAUGCAUCUGUACUUCUUGUCAGAUGUUUCCAUGUUAAUGUAACGCGUUCUUCAGAAGAGUAUACUAAAAAUAUUCCAAUCACCAAGAGGUUUGCGCCCGGAGCCGAAAGAAGCAAAGGGAGCACCCUUAAGUCAAAUCUGCGGGACAUGAAGAUGCGAUGUCGGGAAGUUACCGAUGAUGACGUUGUGCAUGUUGAAGAUACCAGCAGGAAAGGAACGACGGCAGCUAACGACAAUGUCAAGGUCGCCACAAUUUUCCAAAUCUCCAGAACAUGA
Haliotis rubra (blacklip abalone) is the source of this 2342-nucleotide messenger RNA. Its product is annotated as sushi, von Willebrand factor type A, EGF and pentraxin domain-containing protein 1-like. The transcript has 12 exons. NCBI's taxonomy places the organism in Eukaryota, Metazoa, Mollusca, Gastropoda, Lepetellida, Haliotidae. The record is from RefSeq and is a predicted model, not a curated record. Bases 717 to 2342 code for a protein of 541 amino acids.